Molecule: messenger RNA, 3817 nt
Organism: Carcharodon carcharias (great white shark)
Lineage: Eukaryota; Metazoa; Chordata; Chondrichthyes; Lamniformes; Lamnidae
Product: structural maintenance of chromosomes protein 1A
Exons: 25
Coding region: 108-3794 (1228 amino acids)
Biological process (GO): sister chromatid cohesion
Cellular component (GO): cohesin complex; nucleus; chromosome
Molecular function (GO): protein binding; DNA binding; ATP binding
Source: RefSeq, a predicted model, not a curated record
CGCGGCGUUUGGAGCGGGAGGCGGGAGGCCUGGUUCUUGGCUGCCGUCCGUCAAGCCCUCUGUUUAUUUGUUGUUGUCGCCGCCGCCGCCGCCGGGCCCCGAGCGCCAUGGGCUUCCUGCGGCUGAUCGAGAUCGAGAAUUUCAAGUCGUACAAAGGCCGGCAGAUCAUUGGGCCCUUCAAGAAGUUCACGGCCAUCAUCGGGCCCAAUGGCUCGGGCAAAUCUAACCUCAUGGAUGCCAUCAGCUUCGUGCUGGCCGAGAAGACGAGCAACCUGAGGGUGAAGACGCUGAAGGACCUGAUCCAUGGAGCCCCGGUGGGGAAGCCAGCUGCCAACCGGGCCCUGGUCAGCAUGGUGUAUGCUGAAGACAGUGGCGAUGAUAAAGUGUUCACCAGGGUUAUUGUGGGGGCUUCCUCGGAGUACAGGAUCAACAACAAAGUGGUGCCAUUGCAGGACUACAGUGAGCAACUCGAGAAGCUGGGGAUUCUCAUCAAAGCCCGUAACUUCUUAGUGUUUCAGGGCGCGGUGGAGUCGAUCGCCAUGAAGAACCCCAAAGAGCGGACCGCCCUCUUCGAGGAGAUCAGCCGCUCGGGCGAGUUGGCCCAGGAGUACGACAAGAGGAAGAAGGAGAUGGUGAAGGCUGAGGAGGACACUCAGUUCAACUACCACCGGAAGAAGAACAUCGCAGCAGAACGCAAGGAAGCCAAACAGGAGAAGGAGGAGGCGGAGCGUUACCAGCGCCUGAAAGAUGAGCUGGCCCGGGCACAGGUACAGCUGCAGCUCUUCAAGCUCUACCACAACGAGUCAGAGAUCGAGAAGCUGAGCAAGGACCUGGCCUCCCGCAACAAGGAGAUCGAGAAGGACCGGAAGCGCAUGGACAAGGUGGAGGAGGAGAUGAAGGUGCAGAAGAAGGAAGUGGGCAAGCUGAUGAGGGAGCAGCAGCAGAUCGAGAAAGAAAUCAAGGAGAAGGACGCGGAAUUGAACCAGAAGCGGCCGCAGUACAUCAAGGCCAAGGAGAACACGUCGCACAAAAUCAAGAAGCUGGAAUCUGCCAAGAAGUCGCUGCAGAAUGCGCAGAAGCAGUACAAGAAACGCAAGGCGGACAUGGACGAGCUGGAGCAGGAGAUGCUGUCGGUGGAGAAAGCCCGCCAGGAGUUUGAGGAGCGCAUGGAGGAGGAGAGCCAGAGUCAAGGCCGCGAUCUGCAGCUCGAGGAGAACCAGGUGAAGAAAUACCACCGGCUGAAAGAGGAGGCCAGCAAGCGAGCUGCCACCCUGGCUCAGGAGCUGGAGAAGUUCAACCGGGAUCAGAAGGCUGACCAGGAUCGGCUAGACCUGGAGGAGAGGAAGAAAGUGGAGACGGAGGCAAAGAUCAAACAGAAGCUCCGAGAGAUCGAAGAGAACCAGAAGAGAAUCGAAAAGCUGGAAGAUUACAUCAACACCAGCAAGCAGUCGCUGGACGAACAGCAGGCCCAGGAGACCAAGCUGACCGACGAGGUGGAGGCGGCGAAGCGGCGGAUCGACGAGAUCAACAUGGAGCUGAACCAGGUCAUGGAGCAGCUGGGUGACGCCCGCAUCGACCGGCAGGAGAGCAGCCGCCAGCAGCGCAAGGCGGAGAUCAUGGAGAGCAUCAAGCGGCUGUACCCGGGCUCCGUGUACGGCCGUCUGAUUGACCUGUGCCAGCCCACGCAGAAGAAAUACCAGAUUGCCGUCACCAAGGUGCUGGGGAAGAACAUGGACGCCAUUAUCGUAGACACUGAGAAGACAGGGAGGGACUGCAUCCAGUACAUCAAGGAGCAGCGGGGGGAGCCAGAGACCUUCCUGCCUCUUGACUACCUGGAGGUCAAGCCCACCGAUGAGAAGCUGCGAGAGCUGCGGGGAGCCAAGCUGGUGAUCGACGUCAUCCGUUACGAGCCGCCGCACAUCAAGAAGGCGCUGCAGUACGCCUGCGGCAACGCGCUGGUGUGCGACAACGUGGAGGAUGCCAGGAGGAUCGCCUUCGGGGGGCCCCAGAGACACAAGACCGUGGCCUUGGACGGGACCCUGUUCCAGAAAUCCGGUGUGAUAUCAGGAGGAGCCAGCGACCUGAAGGCCAAGGCCAGGCGUUGGGACGAGAAGGCGGUCGAGAAGCUGAAGAGCAAGAAGGAGAAGCUGACCGAGGAGCUGAAGGAGCAAAUGAAGAUUAAGCGGAAGGAAGCUGAACUGCGCCAGGUGCAGUCGCAGGCCCACGGGCUUCAGAUGAGGCUGAAGUAUUCGCAGAGUGAUCUGGAUCAGACCAAAACCAGGCAUCUCUCGCUCAAUAUGCAGGAGAAGUCCAAGCUGGAGAGCGAGCUGGCAAACUUCGGACCAAAAAUUAACGACAUCAAACGGACUGUCCAGGCGCGGGACCGUGAGAUGAAGGAGCUCAAGGAGAAGAUGAACCAGGUGGAGGACGAAGUGUUUGAGGAAUUCUGCCGUGAAAUCGGUGUGAGGAACAUCAGAGAGUUCGAAGAAGAGAAGGUGAAAAGGCAGAACGAGAUAGCGAAGAAGAGGCUGGAGUUUGAGAACCAGAAGACAAGGCUGGGGAUCCAACUAGACUACGAGCGGCAGCAGCUGAAGGAGGACCAGGACAAGGUGCACAUGUGGGAACAAACAGUUAAGAAGGACGAGAAUGAGAUCGAGAAACUGAAAAAGGAGGAGCACAGGCACAUGAAGAUCAUCGACGAGACCAUGGCCCAGCUGCAGGACUUGAAGAACCAGCACCUCACAAAGAAGUCCGAGGUCAACGACAAGAACCAUGAGAUGGACGACAUCCGCAAGAAGCUCGGAGGGGCCAACAAGGAGAUGACCCAGCUGCAGAAGGAGGUGACAGCUAUCGAGACCAAACUGGAGCAGAAACGAAGUGAUAGGCACAACCUGCUGCAGAGCUGCAAAAUGCAGGACAUCAAACUGCCCCUUCGCCAGGGCAGCAUGGACGAUAUCAGCCAGGAGGAGUCGGAGGAGACGGGCAACAGUUCCCAGCGGACCUCGAACGUGUGCGCGAGGGAGGCGCUGAUUGAGAUUGACUACAGCGAGCUGUCCGAGGACCUGAAGGAUGCGCUGGCUGAGGACGAAGUCAAGAUAGAGUUGAACAGCCUGCAGCAGAAGGUGACAGAGCACCAAAACAUCUUGCAACGCAUCGCUGCCCCCAACAUGAAGGCCAUGGAAAAGCUGGAUAGCGUGCGGGAUAAGUUCCAGGAAACCUCGGAAGAAUUCGAGGCCGCCCGAAAGCGAGCCAAAAAAGCCAAGCAGGCUUUCGAGCAGAUCAAGAAGGAACGAUUCGACCGCUUCAACGCCUGCUUCGAAGCCGUGGCCACAAACAUCGACGAGAUUUACAAGGCCCUCUCGCGGAACAGCAGCGCACAGGCCUUCCUCGGCCCGGAAAAUCCGGAAGAACCGUACCUGGAUGGGAUCAACUAUAACUGCGUGGCUCCGGGGAAGAGGUUCAGGCCCAUGGAUAACUUGUCCGGAGGGGAGAAGACAGUCGCAGCCUUGGCCCUGUUGUUUGCUAUCCACAGCUAUAAGCCAGCCCCGUUCUUUGUUCUGGACGAGAUUGAUGCUGCCCUUGACAAUACAAACAUUGGGAAGGUUGCAAACUACAUCAAGGAGCAGUCCGUGUCGAACUUCCAGGCUGUGGUCAUUUCCCUGAAAGAAGAAUUCUACACCAAGGCCGAUGCCCUUAUCGGAGUCUACCCCGAGCAAGGAGACUGCGUCAUCAGCAAAGUGCUGACCUUCGACCUGACUGGGUUCCCAGAAGCCGGCCCAUCGCCCAACGACUGACAGCGGUGCUGGGUGGGGGUGGU